This is a messenger RNA of Sardina pilchardus (European sardine), 1624 nucleotides long. Its product is annotated as inhibitor of nuclear factor kappa-B kinase subunit alpha-like. NCBI's taxonomy places the organism in Eukaryota, Metazoa, Chordata, Actinopteri, Clupeiformes, Clupeidae. Gene Ontology annotation, cellular component: cytoplasm; IkappaB kinase complex. The record is from RefSeq and is a predicted model, not a curated record. Gene Ontology annotation, molecular function: IkappaB kinase activity. Gene Ontology annotation, biological process: tumor necrosis factor-mediated signaling pathway; peptidyl-serine phosphorylation; positive regulation of transcription by RNA polymerase II.
CGCGCUACAAGACGCUGAUGUUCUCGUUGUCUCAGCAGCUCAAGGCCAAGCUGGACUUCUUCCGCAGCAGCAUCCAGUACGACCUGGAGAAGUACCGCGACCAGAUGCAGUAUGGGAUAUCCUCUGAGAAGAUGCUGAGAGCCUGGCAAGACAACGAGGAGAAGGCAGCAGCCUUUGCCCAGGUGGCGGAGGUGGGGCAUCUGGACGAGGAGAUCAUGGCGCUGCACUCGGAGAUCGUGGAGCUGCAGCGGAGUCCUUACGCCCGUCGUCAAGGCGACAUCAUGGAACAGCUAGCAGAGAAGGCUAUCGAGCUCUACAAGCAGCUGAAGGCCAAGUGCAAAAUGCCUGACCCCCAGCACGGCUACAGCGACAGCUCCGAGAUGGUGAAGGUCAUCGUGCAGACCGUCCAGAACCAGGACAAGGUGCUCCGAGACCUCUACUGCCACCUCAGUAAGAUCCUCCUCAGUAAGCAGAAGAUCAUCGACUUGUUCCCCAAGAUCGAGCGCACGCUGGAGAGCAUCAAGGAGGCCGACUGCACCGUCAUGCAGAUGCAGCUGAAGAGACAGAGAGAGUUCUGGCACCUGCUCAAGAUCGCCUGCGCCCAGAACACCAGUCGUAGUUCUCUGUCUGGUGGGGGGGACGUGAGCAGCUCCCUGAACUGGAGCUCCGCCCAGCAGCACCAGCCCCCCUCAGGCCACGCCUCCUCCCCCUCAGGCCACGCCUCCUCCCCCUCAGGCCACGCCUCCUCCCCCUCAGGCCCCGCCUCCAGCUCUCCACACCUGCUGCGCUCACUACCUGGACCCCAAGAUGGUGAGUCUGUCCAGAACCUGCUGGAGGAAAAUCAGAAGUACCUGAGCCAACUGACCAGCCUCUUACAGGAGACCACUGACCACAAGACUGAGAGCAUCAUGGAGCAGGACUGGAGCUGGACGAGAUACGAGUCUCUGGUGCCCAAGCAGCACGUCUAGAGCCCCCGGCUGCUGCAGGAGCGCGUGUCGGUUCUGAUCCGUUUCCUGCGUCUCCGUCCCGCUCUGCGUUGGGCACUUGGGCCCGUGAGGCUGCUGCUUGGGCCCGUUAGAGCCGGACCACGGGCCUCUUGUAACGUCACCUCUGAAACACACGUAUAAGUACAUAUACACACACAUCUAUACAUAUGCAUAUUUAUUACCAGUGACGCUCUGGUCUGUCUAAGUGUUCAGCUGCGGGCAGGUGGGUGGAAUGUUGGGUGGCGUGAAUUCUGAGUAAUUGUGUCACAGGGGUUAAGCUCUCUGAUUGGACGGUGGAUGUAAAAGCUCUUCUCUGAUUGGACAGUGGAUGUGCACUUGAAGUGUGUUUGUUCUGGACGCAGCUAACGGCAGACGUCUGUAUGUGGUGAAGAGCGUAGCUGCACCGGAGGAAGCUGAUUGGGUGGAGGAAUGGUUUUACUGCAACACAAGAAGCUGAUUGGGUGGAGGAAUGGUUUUACUGCAACACAAGAAGCUGAUUGGGUAGAGGAAUGGUUUUACUGCCUGGACAUUUGAAGAAAGUGUGUUAUUACCGUACGUUGAACAACUGAAUCUUGUCUGACUCUCUUCUCCUGUAUUCAUUACGUGACUUUGUGAAAUAAAAAACUCCUACACCUGUA